UAACAGUGAGCGUUUUAAUUAAAAGUUAACUGCGAGGGCAUUCGUCCUUUGGCCAUGUGUUUUCUGGUGUUAAUAAUGAUUUCAAGACAAUGUGGGUGAGUGACCGGUCAAAAUCGAUUGCUUUGAAAAAAUUCAAUUGACCCUGUAUAUCAAAUGGUAGCUAAAAUAUACAUAGUCAAUCAUAAUUAAUCAUAUGCAAGUGCUGUUUCGUUGAAGUUUUAUUUAGUAAAAUUUAUUUUUAAAUACACACUUAUAAGCUAACUUUUACAGCAUUUUCUUGGCAAUUGAAUAAUAGGGGGACAGUAGCGGCUAACGCGCAAAUAAAUACAUUGGAAACUUCUGCUGAAAUGGGAGAAUGGUUUUUUUGCAAACCAGAAAUAUCUCUGUAGUACCUAUGCAGUAGAUAACUGCAGUUUUAUACAAGAUAUAUAAGUUCAAGACAAAAUACAGACAUUUGUAAAUCACAAAAUAGAACGUUUUCAUCGAUGCCUAAAAGUGAAUUUUAUUUGUCGUCAACAAAAGCAAACAUUGAGAAGGCACCACCUUUAUACACCGUGUAUUAUCCUAAGGAAAGCUAUUUUUCAAAGUAGCUAAGUUUCAAAUCAAAGUUGUUUGUUAUCCAUGUUAACACUACUUUUGUUACGUUUUCAAAUUUUAUUUCCUUGGGCAUCUAACAAAAUCAUUCAAAUCACGUCAUAGUGCUGCUGCCCAUUAAAACAUUUAUUCGCAUCAUGGACUGCUACUAAGAUUUUCAUAAAAAGUGCCUUCUGGAAAUUAGUUGUUUAAUGUGAUCUGAGUGGAACAAAUGAUCCGGAAGAACAGAAAGGUGACCCCGAGCAACCAACAAGCCAUCACAUACGACGAAGAGUCUUGGAAGCCAAAACCCGAAGAUUCUUCCUCAAAAGAAAAAAGUCCCGUUCCCUCAACACCUUCAAGUUCGUCCUCGAAAAGCAGCAAAGCAAAAAAAGUGAAAAAAUAUUUGAAAAAGUGCAAAAAUGUCCUUGGCAGUAGCAAAGCGAGUACUAGUUUUGACUGUGAGACUGCAUCCCAAUUAUCUGCACAAAGCUCUGCAAGUUCGUCCUGGUAUGUGGAUUCGAAACUAGAUGGCCUAAUCCAGAACGGGAAGGUGAAUGAGAUUGAAGAGGCUUUUGAUGAUGUUCAGCCGCUUAAAGUUGAACCUCCAGUUCAGUGGCAAGUAGCAAAUAUAAUCCAGCUCAAAGGCCCACAAGAUGAUGAUAAAUCUGAGAAUGAAGCAGAUAAGGGAUCUGAUCUGAGACAGGAGAGUGAAGACGCUUGUUCUAAAAGCUCGGCUAGUGUGGAAAAUUUUCAUUCGGCCAUUAGUAGUGCGAGUAGUGAAACUUUAAAAUCGGACGAUUGUGAGUUUUUUUCCUUGGAUUCAAAAAACCAGGAACGCGAUGAGACUGACUAUACGCAUAAACAGAACGUUAUAGAGAGUUAUUUUAAUUCGAUUGCUAGUGAAACCCAAGAGACGCGAACUUCUUUUAAUAGUGACAACACACGAAAGCUUAACAGUGAAUUAGGAACAUUGGAGCUGAAUGAACUCAACGAUGCAGAGUUGAGUAUCUCUCCUGUCUUGGAAAAAGCACAAGAGCAGGUUGAUGAUGCCAAUAAUGAGGAGUCUGCUACCAAUUACCCGAUUAAAAGCGAGAUGGAAGUACUAAUAGACAAAUAUUUCGGUAAUAUUUAUCAGAAUUACUCAGGAUCCAAAAAGUGCCUAGUUCGACAAGCCAGAGAUCUUCUAGUAUGUGAAUACCGCGGUUGCCUUACCAGAUUCGAAAAUGAGUUUUGCUGCCAAGCUUCCAAACUUCUCCAAUUUCUCAAGGUAAGUUUAUUUAUCCUCAUUGCCAAUUGCAUUAAAUGUAUUUAUGUACAGCAACCUUUAAACGCGCUAUUGCUUAUUCAAUGCGCUUCAAGUUUUUUUGUUGAAUCAACUCUCAAACCCGAUACAAAUACAAAAUCAAGUUUUGAGGACGCUAGUGACAUCAAAUUAUUUAAGCAGUGAUGUAUUGUUUAUAUUUAUUGAUGUGUGCCACCUUUAACGCACAAUGUUCUAACAUGAUUCUGUUAAGUUCGUCUUGACAUCGCAAUAAAUUUACAUGAUGGUACGAAAUACAAUGCGUUUUUGAAGUCAAGGCUAGAUCUUCAAGACAUUCAAGCAGGGUUCCUAUAUGAGGCUAAAUACUAAGCUUUAUGAGUCGUAAUAUUUUUCUAUCUAAUUUAACUGCUAUUUGCUGAAAUUUCCAAAUUAUUUUUAAGUCAAUGUUUUAAACAGCUACUUGGGAAUUAAGUGGAUCUUGCGGAGUGAUUUUCAAGGUUUUGAGGUACACGAUCACCCAUAAUUAAUAAUUGGAGUCUCGGCUGACAAGUCGCAAAGUUGAUGGAAAAUAAUGGCCGUAUCGACCC
Dendroctonus ponderosae (mountain pine beetle) is the source of this 2424-nucleotide messenger RNA. RefSeq lists its product as uncharacterized. The transcript is spliced from 3 exons. The record is from RefSeq and is a predicted model, not a curated record. The coding region runs from base 806 to 2023 and encodes 405 amino acids. NCBI's taxonomy places the organism in Eukaryota, Metazoa, Arthropoda, Insecta, Coleoptera, Curculionidae.